AUGAACAAUACCAAUGGCACUCCCCCAGCUACCACUGCGUCAUUGCGGACAUCGUGCGACAGAUGUCGCGCACAGAAGCUGCGAUGCGUCCCCUCCUCCAAAACGGACCCGUUCGCAUCCUGUCAACGCUGCCUGAGGGCUAAAGGGCCCAAAUCGUGUGUCUUCAGUCGACGGCUACGAACCGGACGACAGACGAAGACGACCGGAGAGUCGGAUCACCGACAGGUUGUGCCACGCAGGGAAAGGCUUGCGUCGACAGCAUCUCUACCGGGCAUGAGCGCAUUCGCACUAUCGAGUCUAACGUCCCCAAAGGAGCCAACAUUCGUUGAAUCUCAUCAGCCGAUGAUUGCGUCGCCCAGAGAGCUGAAGCCUGAUGGGCGCGAUACAGACAUGUCCAUCAACUGCGUGUCAGUCGCAUUCAUGGAAAGCCCAUGGGAUCAUGACAUCGCGUUGGACCCAGCGCUACAGCACCAGAUAGAUACAUUUCCCAUCAUUGACCCCUCCAUCAGCCCCGCGGACGAGCCCUACGUCCGCUCGCCAGGAGAGAACAUGGACUCGCACAUAAAGACAAGCUUUCACCCGGACUUUGCCACCUUCCUAGACAUCCAGAACAUCCUCACCUCCCCGCCGUAUACCGCAAGCCCUAAUAUUGGGCCAGACAUAGACAUGGACGCAGAGCUCUUGGCAGAGGAGAAACCCAGUCCACUAGUCAAUCUCUCUGCCCUCCUCGCGAAGAUGUCGCACUACGAGACGCAACUUGCAAGGCUGUACGACAGCAAGCUAGACAGUUACCCGAUCGGCGAUGCCCUGUUCCUCUCGCAGCACUUCUAUGCCAUUCUCGCCGACUCCGGCCAACUUGACGCAUCCUCGGACCUCGACAUGCCAACCAGACUGCUUACCCUCUCCUGCUACAUCAUGCUGACGCGCAUUUACUUUGCCAUCUUUACCUACCUGCACGAGCACCUCUCGCGGCUCCCGGACGCUCGCUGCUCCACCCACAGACUCGCCCGAUCUUCCGACCCGUCUGUGGCCGACAUGCAUGCCUACCGGGGUUUGCGCCUGGGUCAGUUGCAGCCAAUGUGUGUGUGCACGGGGUGGGAACCCGCAAUGCGCAUCAAGAAAGCUGUCUCCAUGUUACUUGACUCGCUGGGGAAUGCUGAGAGGGCAUUGGUUCUACCGCCUACUGUCGGGGUGCUGCACACUCCAGGUGCCCAGGGGAUAACGGGGGACAAGAUGCCGCUCUUCGAGGAGGGGGUCAUGGCGGGAUUGACGAAUGGGCGGUUGCAGAAGAAGCUCAGAGAGCAGGAGCGGGAGCUACGGGGGAAGGUGGAAGAGGUGGAUGAUUUGUUGGAUGGGCUGCUGGUGCCGAGCACGUAG
Molecule: messenger RNA, 1377 nt
Organism: Aspergillus alliaceus
Lineage: Eukaryota; Fungi; Ascomycota; Eurotiomycetes; Eurotiales; Aspergillaceae
Product: Zn(II)2Cys6 transcription factor domain-containing protein
Exons: 1
Coding region: 1-1377 (458 amino acids)
Biological process (GO): regulation of DNA-templated transcription
Molecular function (GO): DNA-binding transcription factor activity, RNA polymerase II-specific; zinc ion binding
Source: RefSeq, a predicted model, not a curated record